ACUAAACCUAAGGCAAAAACAACAAAAGCUUCUAAUGUGAGAGUCGUCGGGAAACAACCAUAACCCUCUAUAAAUGAUCGUCGUGGACAAUAUUUGAUGACGAUAAUAGUGCUUGUCCUUCCAAUGAAAGGCGCACUACCCGUUGGGAAGUACAACGCAGAUGAUGAAGCUGAGGCCUUGAGUGGUAUCAACCGCAUUUUGCGAAACAAUACAAACAGCCAGAGCCAUUAUGGAAGCGGAAAUGGCAAUGAGCGAUUUUGGUAUGCGCCAAAAUCACACGACUCUCAAGCUCAAGUUUCGUCAGCUGCUAGUGAACAUCGUAAUAAUAACAAUGAUAUGAUGAACCGGUCUAAUCGGAAAUCUUAUCAAUCCCAGAUGCAAUAUGGGACCAAUGACAGAGACCAAAACAAACUGUUCGCUGGUCAUGCAAAUAGCGAGGAUUUUCGUAUGACUAAAAUUAUACGGCGCCUGCAUAAUGAAACUAACACUCAUGCCGCACUGGAGCUCUGCUCCAAACUGGACAUAGCUGUGCGUACACCCCUCAAUAUCGCCUAUAUGUCACGCUCCUUUGAAAGCAUUUUGGACAGCAUACUUUCCCUAAUUAAACAAAGUUCACCGCCAGUUAUUAAAGAGGUCAGUAAGACGCUGGGUCUCAUUGGAUAUCUAAAUCGUGCGGCUUUCCCUAUAUAUGACGAGUUCAUAAGCACAAACUACAGAGCAAUAACACGCCUGCAGCAAUAUUUUAUAUUGGCUUUAAAGACGACCCUAAGCUACGACACCAAAUGUGAUCUUAACAUGCAUUCGGAUAAAGUGAUGAUGGAAUUAAAGGAUUUCCUCGAGAACACCGAGAGCGCAGACAACUUUAUUGCUAUUAGCAGCACCAUCGCUGAAUUCUCCCUCAAAUAUAGACAUGCUUUCGAGCGGCAUUUUACGGAUGUGGUGGACAUUAUCAUUGGCUGGCAGCUAGAAGUGGAACAGCCCAAAGAGCUCAGAGCACAUUGCACGCAUGUUCUGGAGCAGCUGACGCCGUACUUCAGUAAGCAAAUGGAUUUUAGCUAUGGUCUAUUAGAGCAGUUCAUCGAGGAUAUUUUAUCGUUGGAUACGCCAAGCACGCUUAAUUCCAGCGGCAAUGAGCAGCAAACUGCUGAAAGGAUGGGCGCAUUUUUAGGCGCAUUUAAUUCACUAUUAAAAUGCUUGGCACGCAUGCAAAUUUUCAUUGGCAUGCCUACUUGCGAGUCCAUUGUGUCAACCGCACUGAACCAUUUAACCAAAAUAUUGCCUGAUAUGCUUUCUGCUUGGCCUGGUAACAUUUGCAAUGAUGCGUUAAUCAACAUCAAUGAACUGCUUUGUAUAUGUGUACUACACGGUUUUGUCGGGCUGGAAGUAACUACACUAUCCACCAUUAUUGAAUUGGAGUUCGAACAACUGCAAAACUUCAAUGAGCAACAAAAACUGAGCACUCUGUAUCUGCUACUGUGUGUGGUCCGCAAACUGCGCGCUCGCCUGCCCGCCGCUCUGGUCAAACUUGUUUUUCACAUUGACAAUCCUCCGCAGAGCGAGGUGCACAAGUACCUGGAGGCCGUCAAAAUAAACUUUGCUUCACCAGCUCAUCGCAUUCUUUUGCGGAUAUGCCAGGAGACGUUACUUAUCAAGAAUGUGCCGUUGCUGCAGCAGGCUUAUAAACAUCUAGUGCAGGACAUUGAUACCUGCAUGCAGCGCUUGCAGCAUGCCCAGGACGUUAAUCAGAAGAACUCUAAUUGUGAAGAAGAUUCCGGCGCGCUUUUAAUCUUUCAUUUGUCAGCACUUGCGUCACUGGCGAAACAAACGUCUUCUAUCAUUGGCAUGUAUGCGUGUAAUCCAUCGAUUCUAGAGCUUCUAAUCACCAAUUGUCGUGCUGCGGAUCUGGAAAUGUGGUCACAAUACGGUACUACACACAAUGCGCUUCUCCAUCUGCUUGUCGUGCACUGCCAAAAGAAUCACAAUUUUCGGACCACCUCCAACCUGUUGCGUGAGAAUGUCGUCGAUACCCUGAACCCAGAUCACACAUCGCCAACAGCCAAUAGUUUUGCCACCAUACUCAAAUUUCUUGCCUUUGCCCUGGAACGUGCUGCCGACAUGACGCCACUUAAUCUGAAGUUGUUAUUGCAUUGGACUCAGUCCUUACUGCGCGAAUGUAAGGAUCGAGCCGGGACAUUGAUGGAACAAAAGAGCUUUGUCAAGAUCUGUCGCAACAUCGCCGGCAUGGCUUCCAAAUACGCGCCACUUGAGUGUGGCAGUUGCAUUCAAACCGUACUCAGCUAUGAUGGUGGAAUUUUAAGCCCAGAGCUACUCAAUCUAUAUCGAGAGGCGUCUUUGCAGCAGUUAUCCCUACUGGACGACGACGGAGAUUUUCUUGUACAUGCUCAGUUCGCGCAAAUUUAUGCGAAACUGCCGCUCACAAUCGCUCUGGAGCUGGGAACGAACAGGCGCCAAGCGAACCGACAAGUACAACGUACAUUAAGCCAGUGCAGUGCCAUCCGAGACAAUGUGUUUCGUGACUUCUUCGAUGGUUUGGAGUUAACACAACAACAGCCUCAAUUGCGCGCUCUCUUUUCACGGAGCUACGAGGAGAACGCUAUAGAGGAACGCAGUGAGAAGCUGGUGCAGUGUACGCGCCGCUGCCAGCGUCUUGCAAUCGGUUGGCUGCAAUUUGAAGCCGCACGCUAUUGCGUCGAUCAAAAGCUGCGAACUACGCUGGGCAAGCCGCAAGAUACGUUUCUCGGCUUCGAGGCCAUUAUCAUGAAGUAUGCGCGUCUAUUGAGCGGUUGUGCUAAGGAUAACGAACGCCAAGCUCUCGAUGCAAUGUCGCUGCAGGAAUUAACAUCUGUACAGACUAAUAUGCGUAUGCUUCUUGGCUUCCUCGAUUCUUUGGAGAAGCUCAUAUAUAAUGCGGCCGAGGGCAGCGCCUUUGCAUUGCGUCCACCCGAGAAACCCGUCGGCGCCUUCUUCCGACUCAACUAUCCCACCUGUCAGUCCUGGUUCAAUCGCAUACGCAUUGGAGUUGUGAUCAUUGCGAUGCACUCCAUGCAACCGGAGCUUGUAAUACGAUAUGCUCAGGAAAUUCUGCUCUCUCAGAAGGGGCAUGAUGCCAGUGACAGUCAGGCCAUCGUUUAUCUGGCGUGGGCUCUUAUUUGUUGCAAAGAACCCGAUUCACUUAAGGGUCUCUAUGUAUGGGCGCGAUCGAAAAACGGGAAGUCCUAUCAAUGGAUACAGCACGCCGCUGAACAAGCUGCUGGACAAAGAGAAGCAGCCCUUGCGGGCUAUCGCAGCUCGCUAGCCGACGAUGAUUUGGACCUGCACACGCGUCAGUUUGUAAUUGCUCAGCUCACGGAGUGCAUGCACCAUACGGGCCAAUGGCACAAGGCAUUCGAGUUCAAGACGGCAAUGUCUAAAACUGAAGACAGUGUGCUAAAUCCGUUUUUCCAGGCGCACAAUUCGAAUAUGAACAUGCUGGAAAAACUUCUGGCACGCAAUGAGCGUAUGAGUAACGAGUCGGAAAGGCUGAGCGCGGCCCUCCACAGUAUGAGCCUAUGGCCAAGCACUUGGACUGGGGACAGCACAGUUAGCGACUCGUCGGAGGCAUGGCCCACACAUUCCAGCUUUUCCGUCUUGCACAUACGAAAGCAGUUGGAGAGCGUGGUGCUACAGGAAGGCCUGUCAGAGUCGCCUAUGCUGCUAGCACAAAAUAUGCAACGAGUGUUAAACUGGAAUUGGCGCGAGUGUUUGUUGAAUGCCAGCAUCGACAAUCAGCAUUUCACGGAGCUUACGUUGCUGAAGCAUAUUGUGCAAAAGCUUGGUGAACAGGAGCCGAAUCCGCUGCUGCAUGUGGACAAAAUGUCGGAGGAGCAUUUGCUUACACUUCUUCCACUGGACAAGGGUGGCCCACACAGUGUGGAAGCUGUCAAACGGCUGCAAAGUGGUGCUAUGUCCAGUUCAAUGCUAAUCAAAUGCAUCGCCUGGUCGCAACUACUGCCACGUCUGUCCAAUCGAUCCAGCUUGAGUAACCUUUACCUAAAUGCUGCGAUCAGUGCGCGGGAAGAGGGUAAUCAGCAAACAUGCCUGACGAUGCUGGAACAAUAUUUUGUGCACUCGCAGGGUCGCAGCUCGCUGCUAGACAUUGGCGCUCAAUUGGUGAACAACAGCAGCAGCGAGUUGAAUCUGGAAGACGAGGAAUUGUUGCAUGGCUACAGCGAAAUAGCCAAAUGCUUUCAUAUGCAAGAAAAACCCAACGAUCUUAACUCGAUAAACGUGUGUGCGGGACUCUGUCUAGCAAUUCAACGGCAGGUAGUCAAGAAGCCGGAGGGUGCCACUUGCCCCUCCAUUGCUGCGGACCUGCUGCUCACCCUAGCCGAUUGGAUAUCAGUGCGCAGCUCUAACGGUCUAAGCACCAAUAGCAUGUCACCCACGCUUCAGCAGCUGCUCGAUCAGCUGCCCGAGUGUUCCUCGACAAAGUCGCACCAGAUCCCCUACGCUGAUCGCAUGGUGGCGCGUCUCAUUAAUGCCAGCUUGCUGCAAAGACCCAACUCCGAAGACGCACUUAUGGCCUACGGCAACUGGUGCUAUCGCUGGGGCAAGAAGAUCGUGGACAAUGGAUGUGUACUGACGCAGGCGGACGUAAUGGCCAUUAAUCAGGUCACCGGCACUUCUCUGGAUAGCGAGAUGUUGGGUCAGCUAGUAAGUGUGCUAAAUACACAAUAUGUCGAUAACCCACUUCUAGGCAUGGAUGAGCUAGAGGGGAAUGGAGAUGAAGUGCCCUGCACUACAGCAAAUAACAGAGAUGAGGAUGCAACCAUUCCAGCCCUGCGUUGUCUCCCUGUACUGGCCGACAAAUCGGAUGCUGUUAUCGAGAAAAUAGUGGAGAUUUGGCGACGAGCGAAUGCCAACACUUAUGACUACUACAAGGACGCGGCACGUGCCUACUUUCAUUAUCUAAGCCUUAAGUCUUGCGGCGGCGUUGAAACGCAGGAGCGACAGCAACGCUUUUAUGUGGAUGAUAACAAUAUGGUGACAACUACACUGCGCUUGCUCAGAUUGAUUGUGAAGCACGCUUCGGGCUUGCAAGAUGUGCUGGAGCAGGGUCUUAAGACAACGCCAAUUGAACCCUGGAAGGUAAUUAUACCGCAGCUAUUUAGUCGCCUCAAUCAUCACGAGCCCUACGUACGCAAGAGCGUGUGCGCGCUGCUCUGCCGUAUAGCCGAAAGCCGACCCCAGUUGGUAAUCUUUCCGGCUGUGGUGGGUGCCAAUCGAGAACAGCAGACUGACCUGGCCUUGCCGCCCGGUGUCGCCACCAGUGCGAAUGGCGGGUCGCCCGAGCGCCUAAGCCAUUGCUACGGCUAUCUACUGGGCGCCCUUUCCAAGCAGUCGCCAGAAGUGGUGCAACAUGUGCAGCUUCUAGUCAAGGAGUUGCGGCGCGUGUGUCUGCUGUGGGACGAAUAUUGGAUACACUCGUUGGCCCAGAUAUACAACACCUAUGUAGGACGUGUGAAUGCCUUUGCCACCGAAUUCAAGCCAGACGACCACGAAGGCAAGCAGAACCGAUUCAACGAAUUCCGUCCACAGAUGCUGGCCGAUCUGGAGACAGUAGUCGCUUUUACAUCCCGUACGGCUGAGACCAGUUACGAGCGAAACUUCAAACGGCGCUUCGAUACACACAUACGCCAGACCCUGGAAGUCUUGCGCACGCGUCGAUAUCCGGAAGCCUGGGACAAGGUGAAGCAGUUGUACCACAUCUUCCAGCAAAACAUGAUACGGGGCACGUGCAGCACCCUCAAGAUGCAGCUCAUUAGCCCGGUGCUCACCAAUAUCGGCAAGAUGCGCAUUUCUAUGCCGGGCGUUGAUCUGCGCGACCAAAACAUGGCUGUACAUAUAGAACGUGUGGAUAGCGCUGUGGCCAUAUUGCCCACAAAAACUAAGCCGAAGAAGGUCGUCUUCUUUGGUAGCAACAGCCAGAAAUAUACGUUCCUAUUUAAGGGUCUCGAGGAUCUGCAUCUAGAUGAGCGCAUCAUGCAAUUUCUGUCCAUUUCGAAUUCGAUCAUGGCCUGUAAAACUGAGACCCCAACUAGCAAAAUAUGCUUCAAGGCCCACCAUUACUCCGUAAUACCACUCGGGCCUCAAUCCGGCCUUAUUAGCUGGGUUGAUGGAGUAACACCGCUAUUUUCACUCUACAAAAAGUGGCAGCAACGCGACGCCCAAAUCAAGCAGCAACAGCAGAAGCACCGAUCUCCAAACGCUGCCGCCGCUGUACCCUCGAAACGGAUUACCGAUAUGUUUUACAACAAGUUGUCGCCACUGCUGGCCAAGCACAACAUGAAAGUGGGCGACCCGCGUCGUCAAUGGCCGCUGUCGGCAUUGCGCCAAGUGUUCUUCGAUCUAUCCAAAGAAACGCCAUCGGAUCUGUUGUCGCGGGAACUCUGGUGCCAGGCUAGCAGUCCGGCCGAAUGGCGGCAGUCCGUUCGACGCUACACAAUGUGUAUGGCCGUCAUGUCCGUCAUCGGCUACGUCAUCGGACUGGGCGAUCGACAUUUGGACAAUGUGCUCAUCAAUCUAAGCAGCGGCGAUAUUGUGCAUAUAGAUUAUAAUGUAUGCUUUGAGAAGGGCCGCACUCUACGCAUACCGGAGAAGGUGCCAUUCCGACUGACCCAGAAUAUGGUGCAUGCCCUCGGCAUUACUGGAAUCGAGGGUGCUUUCCGUCUCGGCUGCGAAUAUGUGUUGAAGGUCAUGCGCAGGGAACGCGAAACAUUGCUCACGCUCCUGGAGGCUUUCGUCUAUGAUCCGCUGGUCGAUUGGACUGUCAACGAUGAUGCCCCCAUGACGCGACGUGCCAUCGCUGUUAAGCCCUCGAACGAUCUUAAAAGCUUUAAGAAGGAGAAAUCGAAGAAUAAGCUGCAGGAUUGGGACUUAAAGCGACAACAGCUUGUGAACAAGCUGAAUCAAAUGCAAAAAUUCUGGAACAAGUACAAAAUGGAGUUGCAGAUUCAAUUGGGAGAGAUUGGUUGCGUGGUGCUAGAACUGAAUGAGUUGCUAACGCGUCGCCUCACCAUGGAACAGCAGCUCAUCGACCUAAAUAAACGAAGUGCGCUCAUCAACGAAAUCGCAUCUCUCGGCACGGCUAUCGAGAGUCAUUCCUUCAACAGCGCCUCGCAGCGGUAUUCGGUGAAGAGGCACCAGACGGUGUCGCUGCAUAAUACGGCGGCCGCUGUUCAGCCGACCUAUAUAUACGUGCAGCAUAUAGUUCAGCUCUAUCAGCGUACCCUAGAUCAGACAAAUCUGUCACAGCUCAACUCACAGCUCAUUCAGUUUAAAUUGGAGGGCACCCAUUGGCCCAGCGAUUAUUACGCUCUAGCCGAAGUUUUGAUCACACAUUUGCCAGCGGAAACGCUGGGCAAUUAUGAGAACACACGCAUCCAGGCGGAUGAACUGCUGGGACGGCUCAACGACUUGUCGCUGCAGUGUGUCGAGCAUAUGCAGCAAUAUGCCUCGGUCAUGGAAUACUAUCCGGAGCAGCAGAGUCGUCAAAAUGUUUAUCUACAGUUCUACGAAUCAUUCGGCACCUACUUAAAGAGUCAGUCGGCUGAUCAGAACAAUCUCAAGCGCAACAGUUUGACUGUUAUCGAGCCAGCUAUAUCCAAUGCAAUGAAACUGGGCGAGGCCGAGACGAUGGCCAAUGUGUGGAUGCGUCUCAACUAUCAGCUGCAUCAGGCUACUCAGGUGUACGAGAGCAAAAAGUCGCAACCGACGGUCUCCGUAAGCGCUGCUCUACAGGCCCUCGCCCACUUUGGAUGCAAUCAGUAUAUGCUCAAUGUGGCACUUACACGGACUUUGGAUCGGGCAACUGAUGCCUUUAGCAUCUACGAACAAACUGCAUUGGCGAAUAAGGAUGACAGUCUGUUGCAACAGCAGCUCCAAUAUUUGGAGGUGGUAAGCUCGAUGUGUCAGGCUGUGGUUGAACAUAACGAUCAGUGCAAGGGUCAAUCUCUAAUUCAACUGAACGAGCUGCAAAAAGCGCUGACUGCAUUGACAGGACUGAGGGAUUGCUUUGAUCACGAUGUGCCCGCCAGUAUAUUCAAAUUAUUUUUGCUACGCGACAAUCACGAUGAGCUGCAGAGAUUCUGUGAACUGGGCUCUCAGGAGCUGUACCAGCGCUUUAUUAGCUCACAACACGAUCAAGAGUCGAGCGACAUUACUGGAGAAACAACGUCAGCUUCCAAGUCGCAUGAGCAACACUUCUUUGAGGCGCUAUUGCCGGCCUAUAUGCAUUUCCAAAACCUGCGCAAAGCAUUGACCAGACUAAUGCGAACCCUUCGAUUGAUUAUUAAUGUGGACUAUGAUGUCAAAAUGAAAGAUUAUUUGGAACUUAAUUUGCUGAAGGAGAGCAAACUCGAGCUGGGCACCAGUUGUUUCUUCGAUAUGGUUAUCCAGACCCUAAACAUCAGUCAGGGCUUCAAUGUUCUCGAGUUUUCUGCACCCAUGUACGCGUUCAUACAUUUCGUGGAGAUAAAUUAUAUUGCCGGAUUAGUGCCGUUGCUUUCCUCUGUAUUCUACACUGGUUUUUGUGGCACGCACGGCGAACUGGAAGUGUCCGAUACAGGAGAUACGGAACAAUUGUGUGAGAGCCUAUUUGUGGCAUUGCAAUCGGACGGUGUGCUGCAUGAACGCCAGCGGCAUAUAACACUGACUAAUCGUCUCAUCGAGCUGCAGACGCUGGUGGCAACGGCACACUAUUGGGCCUAUGGAUCCGGAUUUGACAGCGAUAUACGUUUCGGUCACGUUAUUAGCAAGCAGAAACUGUGCGCGGCCAUCUACGAGAACUGGCAGACGCUGGACAGCUGCAUGCGCGAUGUGGAGCUCAUGCAGAGCAGUAUUGAAGGGCAGUUGAGCUUGCUCCGUAGCCAGAAGACUAUCUGGAAUCGCAAUAGUAUCGGCAGUCUGUUGCGGAAUGAAGAUGCGCAGAAGCAGCUAACACGCGCCCACGUCAAUGUGAUCAAGGAAGUUAUAGAGCUCGCUAGUGCCCUGUGUAUGAUCGAAUGUGAUACCUUGGCCGAUAUGGAAAUGCGGGAGUGCCAGCAGCUGUUGACCAACAUCGCCUUGUGGCAGGAAAUCUACGGGCAGUGGCUGUGCAGCAGCGGUAUGAUCACACCCGUCGAGGAAGCCAUUAUAGAGCUGCUCGAUCCAGAGGGUCCUAUAGACAAUUCCUGGCUUGACAGUAUAAGUAAACUGUUGGAGGACUACACGUAUCGCGUGCAAAGGGACAUCUCGUCAGUGGAAAACGAGGACCAGGACAAGUAUAAGCAGAUGGUUGCACUAGUCAAGGACUUACAGAAAAUGCAGGAAUACAUGCCACGCGUACACGGACGAAUAUUGAACGUUUUGCAAUCAAAAGGCGAUCAGAAUGGCAAGCUACCUCCCCAAGAUGUUCAAAUCUUGAGCAAUCAUGUGCGCGACUGCCAGAAUACGCUGAAUCAGUUUUUCCAGCGACUGCUUGAUUUCCGCAAGGAAGUCACUGCGGGAAAACGUUCCCUGGUCAAUUCGACGCUCCAGCACUGGCAGACCGAGAUCCAGCACAUUCAAUUGAUUGCCACACAGGAAGUGGAUGAGUUUUUCAAGACCGUAGAGGAGUUUCUUCAAAAUACCGGCGAGUGCGAUUCGCUGCCAUUCGAGACGUUCCCCCACAACAAAGGCGCCCUUAACAUGCACGAGCAGAAACGCAACGCUUAUGGGGUAUCCGUGUGGAAGAAAAUCCGUAUGAAACUGGAGGGACGCGAUCCGGACAACAAUCAGCGCAGCUUAGUUGCGGAGCAAAUAGACUAUGUCAUACGCGAGGCCACUAAUCCCGAUAACCUGGCGGUCUUAUACGAGGGGUGGACGCCAUGGGUAUAAAAACACUAGUCGAGGCCCAGCUGCCAAGGCUGAGCCAAGGUGACUGGAAAUAUGAGUAAAACGAUAUUAAGGCAGACUACAUUGUUUGCGACUGGUGCAGUGCUGUACACGCUGCUGACACAAGCCAACGCGCAUUGCAUUGGCAAUGAUCAGGGGUUUAAAUACAGCGACGCAUCGCCACGUUGUUAUACGCGAUAUUGGGCGGCACGAACCCAAGCGCAACAACAUUGACCCCGCCCAUGUAAAGUUGUACAAGUACUGAUGUGCGCAUCCCGUUUUGGAAAUUUUGAA
Molecule: messenger RNA, 10206 nt
Organism: Scaptodrosophila lebanonensis
Lineage: Eukaryota; Metazoa; Arthropoda; Insecta; Diptera; Drosophilidae
Gene: nonC
Product: serine/threonine-protein kinase Smg1
Exons: 9
Coding region: 97-9915 (3272 amino acids)
Biological process (GO): nuclear-transcribed mRNA catabolic process, nonsense-mediated decay; TOR signaling; negative regulation of macroautophagy
Cellular component (GO): TORC2 complex; nucleus; TORC1 complex
Molecular function (GO): protein serine/threonine kinase activity; protein binding
Source: RefSeq, a predicted model, not a curated record